Messenger RNA from Pieris macdunnoughi, 234 nucleotides. The record is from the annotation of a GenBank genome assembly. Lineage: Eukaryota; Metazoa; Arthropoda; Insecta; Lepidoptera; Pieridae.
AUGCGUGUUCGGAUACCAUUCGGUUGCAUUAUUUGUAAGUACUCCAUGGAUGCGACAGACUGCGGAAUAGUUGGUUCUGUAUCGACAAAAACCAAAAUAAGUGUUACAAGCACGGCCACUGCCCACAGCUGGGCGCGGGGAGCCGCCGCCCAGCACCUAAAGGUGGAAGGGCUCGCCGCACGCCAGCUGGCCACAACACACGGCAACAGCACCACAGACUACUACUUGGAAUGA